AUGCUCUCACAGGAGCGGUGCCUCUCGGGGCGGUGCACGCCGCAGGCCUCUGCUUCGGCUUCCCCUCCUCGUACCGCCUCUGCUGCCUCAUUUCCUGCAGCGGAGGCAGAGGCGGAAGCUUUGCUGCUAGCUCCUCUCUGCUUUUCCCCUUGCCCGGCCCCGCUGACCUGCCUUCUGCCCUUCGAGAUGCCGGCUUACCACUCCACUUUAAUGGACUCAGACACCAAGUUAGUUGGGAACAUGGCACUGUUACCCAUCAGAAGCCAGUUCAAAGGCCCAGCACCUCGGGAAACUAAGGACACAGAUAUUAUAGAUGAAGCCAUCUACUACUUCAAAGCUAAUGUUUUCUUCAAAAAUUAUGAAAUUAAGAACGAGGCUGACAGAACACUGAUCUAUGUAACCCUCUACAUUUCUGAGUGCUUGAAAAAGCUGCAAAAGUGUAACUCCAAAGGCCAAGGAGAGAAAGAGAUGUACACACUGGGAAUCACUAACUUCCCAAUCCCCGGGGAGCCUGGCUUUCCACUUAAUGCCAUUUACGCCAAACCCGCCAACAAGCAGGAGGAAGAGGUGAUGAGGGCCUACCUGCAGCAGCUGAGGCAAGAAACUGGUCUUCGCCUUUGUGAGAAGGUAUUUGAUCCUCAGAGUGACAAGCCCAGUAAGUGGUGGAUCUGCUUUGUGAAGAGGCAGUUCAUGAACAAGAGUCUGUCAGGUCCUGGGCAGUGAAGAGGCAAAGCAGCAACAACAUUAAACAUUGUCACAGCAAGGUGUUUAGGUAUUUUGCCUUUGUUUUGGAUAUAUUUUAUACCAAGGAAGAAUUAAGUGCUUAUGAAGAAAA
Molecule: messenger RNA, 835 nt
Organism: Pezoporus flaviventris
Lineage: Eukaryota; Metazoa; Chordata; Aves; Psittaciformes; Psittacidae
Gene: ARPC3
Product: actin related protein 2/3 complex subunit 3
Exons: 7
Coding region: 1-723 (240 amino acids)
Biological process (GO): Arp2/3 complex-mediated actin nucleation; regulation of actin filament polymerization
Cellular component (GO): Arp2/3 protein complex; cytoskeleton
Molecular function (GO): actin filament binding
Source: RefSeq, a predicted model, not a curated record